UGAUACCACCACGGACUGUUUCCUUGUUGAGAUUCAAUUAGCACAUGCGCAUUUGCGAUGAGUUGCCAUCAUAGAGCAAUGAGCAAACAGUCGGUUGUUAUAUUUGAAUGAACGUAUAUUGAAAAGUAUGGAUUUAAAGCAAACAAAGCCACGCUAACAUGAGUACACGUUUUAUAAUUUAAAGUAUUGACCUUGGGCGAAUCGAUGUAGUCUGAGCUAGAUUACCACAAAGCCUGGUCUCGGCGACACUCAGUUGAAGUUAAUCAGAAACAAACUUCACCAUGGAGUUUAGUCCAUUACUGGCUGGCUAACUUAACCUGUAGCUAGAUAGUUUAUUACCGAGGUACAAUACUCAGUUUGGAUGUUUUUCUUUUCUUCUGUACACAGUAAGGAAGGCUAUAAUAUUUAUAGCAAUCAUACUAGUCCCAUUUAAGCUUGAAUUAGGUUCCUUGGUGGAAUCAUUGAUUAGAAAUGACCGGACAGGUGAAAGCUAUGUGGUGAAGCCCUUGAGUUCACCUGUUCAAUCAUGUUUUAUUAACAGUGAUUACAUCAAGGGAGGUAUGAAUGCACCGGGUCUUGUUCCUUCCCUUUCUUGGGCAAAAUGCUGCCAGAAAACAUCUAGCAGCAUCAUGGAUGAGCUAGCUAAUUACUGAACCCUGAAUAAAUUGGAAGUAAAAAAUCUAAUCACAUUUUUUUGGUCACAUACACAUGGCUUCAGAGUCCAAACGAGAGCAGUUUCAAAGAUACCUGGAGAAGGCUGGUGUCCUUGACAGCCUCACCAGUGUGCUGGUGGCAUUGUAUGAAGAGACGGAGAAACCCAACAAUGCGCUUGAUUUCCUCAAGCAGCACUUGGGUGUGGCUGGCCAGGAGUCUGCAGACACUGAGGCACUCCAGCAGGACCUAAGAGACAUGCGGCAGAGGUGUGAGCUGCUGGCCGAGGAGAACAAAGACCUCAAGAACAGGCUUCAACGCUAUGAGCCUACAAAAGAGGAUGGAGCUGCCGAAUAGGAUGUGCCUCGGCUUUAUUGAAGUCAUUUUGUUAGAAACUCAGAUUUUUAUGGCAAGUCGAAACCAACAACUGGAGGCAAGGGAUUUUAUUCACCUCUGUUUUUUUUCUACUAGGUUUAAGUAUUUAACUUAAUUUGUAUAUUUGAUUAUAUUGAAAUAUAAUAGCUUUUGUCCUUUGACUGUCUCCCCCUCAUAAAAGCAAACCCCCUUUUUCUGCUCUCAGUGUACUUAUCCUACUGUACACCAAUGCUUUGUAUCUAGUAAACAAACAUUAACGUAA
Molecule: messenger RNA, 1288 nt
Organism: Oncorhynchus nerka (sockeye salmon)
Lineage: Eukaryota; Metazoa; Chordata; Actinopteri; Salmoniformes; Salmonidae
Product: c-Myc-binding protein-like
Exons: 5
Coding region: 709-1008 (99 amino acids)
Biological process (GO): regulation of DNA-templated transcription
Cellular component (GO): nucleus
Molecular function (GO): transcription coactivator activity
Source: RefSeq, a predicted model, not a curated record